Messenger RNA from Ictalurus furcatus (blue catfish), 1782 nucleotides. RefSeq names its product COMM domain containing 8 (gene commd8). The coding region runs from base 16 to 708 and encodes 230 amino acids. Lineage: Eukaryota; Metazoa; Chordata; Actinopteri; Siluriformes; Ictaluridae. The transcript has 5 exons. The record is from RefSeq and is a predicted model, not a curated record.
AUCUCAAGGUGACAUAUGAAAUACAGUGAAAUACAGUAUAAUGGAUGCAAAUCGCACUUCCCAAACCCACAGCGUAGAAGAGCGACACGAGAAAACUGGCAACACGGCUCUAUGGGCUUCAGUCAUAUGACAUGCGUGUCAGCUGAUGUGUGGAGGAAAGAGGACCUGCUAGUCACUAUGCUCAAAUUGCUCGAUAAAAUAUCUCCAACAGAGUGUCCUAAACUCUUGCACAGGGUGGUGGAUGGGCUCUGUGGUCGGAGUCACCCAAAGCACAUAGAGUAUGCUGUCACAUGGAGUCUGCUGGAGUGGGGAGAACUGAUCAGCUCACUAAACUACUUCUUCCGAGUCGCUGUUGGGAGGAAAUGCUCAGAUCAGGAGGUACAGGAAUUGCUGGGUGAUCUGGAAUCUGUACAUGCGGAGGCUGUUCAGCAGUGUGUGCAUGCCAGGCAGGAGGAGAUCAGGCAAGCGCUGGUGGACAGAACCAACAGAAUCUGCAGUACACAACUAGAUGACUUCAACUGGCAGCUAAAACUUGCAUUAUCCAGCGAUAAGCUGUCUUCUCUAAACACUCCUCUACUGAACCUCUGUCUCGACCUGACAGAGAACGGAAUCCAGAGAGCUGUAAACAUAGAAAUGAGCAAAGAAGAGCUAAACACACUCAUCACUUCAUUGGAGGCUGCUAAUAAGGUGGUCCUGCAGAUGAAAUGAAUGGAGCACAUGAAGAGCUGUGGAUGUGCAAGGACAUGCCUAAGGAAUGAGGAAAUGCGGGGCUUUUAUAGGACGAUGCUACUGUGCAAACGGGAAAAAGAAACACUAGGAUGAAUGUGUGUAUUAGAAUUAGUGUGUAUUGAGCCUAGUGUAUGUGGAGGUCACCUCAGUAAACAGCUGUAACUCAGAGCCUCAGUUGGUUGUAUGAUGUUGAAUGAAGUUCAGACCAUUAUGUUUAACAGCAUUGCAUAUGGACUGACAUAACUGAAUAUUUGCUUCUCUCUUUAUUUUUGUUUUUAAUGAGACAUCAGGAGCUUGAUUAUGUAACAAUAUUCUCCAAAUUCCCCAUGCCUUUUUAAAAAAAGAAAUCAAAAAUACAAACAAGGUUACAUACCAUGUCCUGUUCUAAAAGUGUGACUGCAUAUGGAAGAUGAUGUAUAGAGUUGAGCACUGUUCAAAUUAACACGUUGAUUAUUGAAGAUUGAAAUUAAUGCACAUUAACGCAGCCAACACAGUGAAAGGUCCUGGUAGAUAAUAGCACUGCUCAUUCAGGAGUAACAUAUAAUAAUUAAUGUGAGCAGAGCCUGUAACAGAUAAUAAUUAAUGAGAACAGAGUCUAUCUGAUUUGAAUUUUCCUCAUCGUUUCCCCUCCCUGGUUUAGCAAAGUCUUUCAGUUUCAAUUAACUGUCAGUUCGGUCCAUUUGCCCACCCCUAUGGAGAGCCCUGGCUGUGUGAGUGUGUGAUGGGGGAAAGAAUCGAUUAUUAAAUAAACUGCUUUUUCUUUUUUGUUCCACCCUUCAUCCAUUUGCUUCAUGCUGCACAGAUGGGCUGCUCAGCUUAGAGCAGCUGAAUCUUCUCACUCUUACUCAAGAUCUGUAAGUGAAAGUAAAGUACUCGUUUCAAAGGGCUCUUGAGAGGUACUGUAAAGGUCAUACAUGAGGAUGGGAAGCUGCCAUGCUACAGCAGUGUCUUCUAAGAAGUGUUCUCCGUAGCACUACGACAAAUAACAUCAGUGCAGUGGUUUGGUGAAAUAUUUUAUUUGAAUCCUUUGAGGUUUCUCAUGGUUUAAGAGGA